AUGGCUCCAAAAAGGAAGUAUAACAAGAAAAAUACGGCUACUAGCCAGAGGGAUACCGUUGACGCAGCAACAGAAGGGGGCACUCAGGCCCAGGCAACCGCCACAGCUAAUGCCGCUGCUACGCCUCCCAAUACUUCGGAUGCAGAUGUUAGAGGAGCUAUUCAGCUGCUCACUCAAAUUUUGGCAAAUCAGACUCAGCGACAAGAAACGGCCCCUAGCUCAGGUGCUAGUAGUGGGUCAAACAGUUCUAGAACUCAGGAGUUUAUGCGUAUGAAGCCGCCAGUGUCCACAAGGUCAAAGAAGGAGGAAGACCCCCAGAAUUUCAUUGAUGGACUCCAGAAAAUAUUUCGUGUAAUGCAUGCUACUGAUACAGAGGCAGCAGAACUCGGAGCUUUCCAGCUGCAAGAUGUGGCCCAUAUUUGUCAUGGGGGAUCUCAAGGUGAUGGCAACCGUCAGUUUUUUAAGAAUAGGUCAUCAAAACCUGCUCCCUCAAUAUCUAGUGCUCCAUUUCAGAGGUCCAAGUUUAACCAGAAAGGCCGGAACUUCGGAAUGGCAGGCUCACAUUCACAGGCCAGCGUGACCGACCAUGGUUUUCAACACCCUACUUGCAACACUUGUGGUAAGAGACAUUCAGGAGUAUGUCGUUCGGGCAUGGAUGGUUAUUUUGGCUGUGGUCAGCCGGGUCAUUUUCUGCGGGAUUGUUCGUCCGCAAGACAGAAUACCGGAGGUAACAGUAAUGUAGCUCAGACCACAAAUUCAACAGCUCCCCGAAAUUCCUAA
Molecule: messenger RNA, 780 nt
Organism: Lycium barbarum (goji berry)
Lineage: Eukaryota; Viridiplantae; Streptophyta; Magnoliopsida; Solanales; Solanaceae
Exons: 2
Coding region: 1-780 (259 amino acids)
Source: RefSeq, a predicted model, not a curated record